Benincasa hispida (wax gourd) is the source of this 1162-nucleotide messenger RNA. RefSeq names its product ataurora3 (gene AUR3). Gene Ontology annotation, biological process: protein phosphorylation. NCBI's taxonomy places the organism in Eukaryota, Viridiplantae, Streptophyta, Magnoliopsida, Cucurbitales, Cucurbitaceae. Gene Ontology annotation, molecular function: ATP binding; protein kinase activity. The record is from RefSeq and is a predicted model, not a curated record.
AAAUGUAGGAAGGAACCGGUCGAUGAAACGAUGCGUUUAAGAAGAUUAGAUACAGACACGGUAUAAUAAUUCAAAUUCAUUCAACGUCCCAAAUUCCCUCGCUUUGCUCCGUCUUCACAUUUCUUCCUACCGGAGUUCGACGGUGGCGACCCGAUGAAAUCUUUGGCGAAGGAAGAAAACCAAUCUCCAAAGCGGCGAUGGUCCUUGCAAGACUUCGACGUAGGGAAACCCCUCGGCAAAGGAAAAUUCGGCAGAGUCUAUCUAGCAAGAGAAGUCAGGAGCAAGUAUAUAGUAGCACUGAAGGUGAUUUUCAAAGAGCAGAUGGACAAGUACAUGAUUCAUCAUCAGUUAAAGAGAGAGAUGGAGAUCCAGACCAGUCUUCGGCACCCCAACAUCCUACGCCUCUAUGGAUGGUUCCAUGAUGCUGAACGGAUUUUCUUGAUAUUGGAAUACGCUCACCGCGGUGAGCUUUAUAGGGAGCUUAGGAAAAAUGGUCAUCUCGACGAGAAGCAAGCUGCCACUUACAUUUUAAGCCUCACACAAGCAUUGGCAUACCUCCAUGAGAAGCAUGUGAUUCACAGGGACAUUAAGCCAGAAAAUUUGCUGCUUGAUCACGAGGGCCGGUUGAAAAUUGCAGAUUUUGGAUGGGCUGUACAGUCGAUAAACAAAAGACAUACAAUGUGUGGAACUCUGGAUUAUUUAGCCCCAGAAAUGGUGGAGAAUAAAGCUCACGACUAUGCAAUUGAUAAUUGGACUUUGGGCAUCCUUUGCUAUGAGUUACUCUAUGGAGUGCCUCCAUUUGAAGCUGAGAGUCAAAGUGACACGUUUAAAAGGAUAGUGAAGAUUGAUUUGAAUUUUCCUUCGACCCCUCGUGUUUCUUCAGAAGCAAAAGAUCUAAUAGGCCGGCUCUUGGUGAAGGAUUCCUCUAGAAGACUUUCACUUCAGAAGAUAAUGGAGCAUCCAUGGAUAAUCAAGAAUGCAGAUCCAUCUGGUAUUUGCAAUACUAGGUAGAACCAUCACUUCACUUUUAACUAAUUGGUCUUAAAAUUAUGGCUCCUUACGUAAAAUAGAGUUUCAUUAAGGUAUGUGUGUAAUUUUCUAAUAUCAUUGUAUUCAUGACUUUUAACCAUAAUGUUGAAAAGAGUUGCUAGUUGCUUUCCUA